CAAGCGAGAGGGAGGGAAGCCGGAGAAAGGAUAAGAAAGGGAGUGGAGCUGGCGCCUACGGUGGCCGAAGAGGGACGCGCCGAGCCGGAGGCUGCAGGAUGAUGCGAUUCAUGCUGCUGUUCAGCCGGCAGGGGAAGCUGCGGCUGCAAAAAUGGUACCUGGCCACAUCAGACAAGGAGCGAAAGAAGAUGGUUCGGGAGCUUAUGCAGGUUGUUCUGGCUCGCAAGCCCAAGAUGUGCAGCUUCCUGGAGUGGAGGGACCUCAAAGUUGUCUAUAAGAGAUAUGCCAGCCUCUACUUCUGCUGCGCCAUCGAGGGCCAAGACAAUGAGCUCAUCACGCUGGAGCUGAUCCACCGAUAUGUGGAGCUCCUGGACAAAUACUUCGGCAGCGUGUGCGAGCUGGACAUCAUCUUCAACUUCGAGAAGGCCUACUUCAUCCUGGAUGAGUUUUUGAUGGGGGGUGAUGUCCAGGACACCUCCAAGAAGAGUGUGCUGAAGGCCAUCGAGCAGGCAGACCUGCUGCAGGAGGAGGAUGAGUCGCCACGCAGUGUGCUGGAGGAGAUGGGUCUGGCCUAGCCCCCGUCCGGGCCGCGUGGAGAUGCGGGGAGCUGGUGGAGAUGCGGGGCACGAGUGGCCCUUUCCUUGGCAGGACCCGCCUGCCACUCCUCUGCUGCCUCACCUUCUCUUGGAGUGAGCUGUGGGCUCACGACCCUCAGACAUUCCCUCUCUCCACCCCAAACCUCCUGUUUUCCCUGUUCCCACUGAACGUUUUAGGAGCUAGGAGGUAGGAAAAUGUGUGACCAAGAUGGGGGUGCUAUUUGGCUUUCGUUCCUUGCCUUGGAAGAACUAAUGUCACCCCCAACUUCCUCCCCUCCCUUAUAACUGUAAAUAUAUAAAUAUGUCAGGUUAAAGGGAAAAGGUUUUCAGGGCUCUUCUCUGCUCCCUGCCCCGUAACCUACCUCCACCCCUCCCUGCAGCCAGCCAGGGCAGCUUCUCUGCCCGGGACGGGGGCUUCUGUGUAGUGAGAGGGAAGUCCUUUCCACUCAUCUGCCCCCUCCCCUUCCUUCUUGGCUGCAGUAGGGCCUCUGUCCAGUGUCGGGGAGGAACAACAUAGUUAAAUUUUUUCUAACCUUGCCACUUUGAGGGAAGGGAGGAUUGGGGGAAGGGCAGGCUUUAUGGGAGACUGGGCCCUGUCCCUCCUUCACUCCAUGUUCUGGGUGAGGCAGGCGCUAAGGGAGUGGGGUGGGGGAAGUGUCUGGCUUUAUUUCCUUUCCUCUGAAAUAAAAGGAAAAACAUUUCUGGA
Diceros bicornis minor is the source of this 1302-nucleotide messenger RNA. It is a transcript of the gene AP1S1, whose product is annotated as adaptor related protein complex 1 subunit sigma 1. The coding region runs from base 99 to 575 and encodes 158 amino acids. NCBI's taxonomy places the organism in Eukaryota, Metazoa, Chordata, Mammalia, Perissodactyla, Rhinocerotidae. The record is from RefSeq and is a predicted model, not a curated record. Gene Ontology annotation, biological process: intracellular protein transport; vesicle-mediated transport. Gene Ontology annotation, molecular function: clathrin-cargo adaptor activity. Gene Ontology annotation, cellular component: intracellular membrane-bounded organelle; membrane coat; AP-1 adaptor complex. The transcript has 5 exons.